This is a messenger RNA of Didymella exigua CBS 183.55, 150 nucleotides long. RefSeq lists its product as uncharacterized. The transcript has a single exon. Lineage: Eukaryota; Fungi; Ascomycota; Dothideomycetes; Pleosporales; Didymellaceae. The annotation marks the transcript as partial. The record is from RefSeq and is a predicted model, not a curated record.
AUCGUCCUCGACCGUACCUGUCCAGCAGGCACCCGCACUUUUCGCGAGCUACUUCAUCGCAACCACCCCGUUGUCGCAUAUGCCCGCAACCCUUCCAAGAUCCCCAGCGAUCUAUCCCCAAAUCAUCUUCUUAUAGUCAUCCAAGGCGAA